Messenger RNA from Gallus gallus (chicken), 2518 nucleotides. It is a transcript of the gene NR2E3, whose product is annotated as nuclear receptor subfamily 2 group E member 3. Gene Ontology annotation, biological process: positive regulation of transcription by RNA polymerase II; negative regulation of transcription by RNA polymerase II; anatomical structure development. Lineage: Eukaryota; Metazoa; Chordata; Aves; Galliformes; Phasianidae. The transcript is spliced from 7 exons. The coding region runs from base 868 to 2097 and encodes 409 amino acids. Gene Ontology annotation, molecular function: nuclear receptor activity; zinc ion binding; RNA polymerase II cis-regulatory region sequence-specific DNA binding. The record is from RefSeq and is a predicted model, not a curated record.
AUCCCUAUCACAGUUCUUUCCUAGUAUGUUUGGGGUCCCCCAUCACGGUUCUCCUCUAGAAUAUUCGGAGUCCCCAUCAUGGCCUUUCUCCAGGAUAUCUGGGGUCCCUAUUACAGUCCUUCUCUAGGAUGCUCUCAGUCACAGUCCUUCCCUGAGAUCCUUGGGGAUUCUCAUUGUGGUUGUUCUCCAGGAUGUUUGGCUUCUCCAUCAUUAUCUUCUUUCCCAGGACAACUUCUCCAGGAUGCUUGGCAUCCACCACUACCUUCCUUCUUCAGCAUGCUUAGGGUCCCCUGUGGUUGUCCUCAUCCAAGACACAUGGGCUCCCCAGCCAUGACCCCUCUCCGUGGUGCCCAUGGUCCUCAUUGUGAACCUUCUCCACAAUGACUGGGGUCCCCCAUCGUUAUCCUUCUCCUGGCUGCUUGGGGUCCCCAGCUCUGCUCUUUCUCCACGAUGCCUGCAGACUCUCUUCUGGAUGUCUAUGGUCUCUGCUCUUCCCCCAGGGACCGCGUGGUCCCCUGCUGAGUCUCUUCUGUGGGGCCGUGAUCACAAUCACAGCCCCCAUCUGGGGUAAUGUGUCCCCCGCCAUGGCCCUUCUCCAGGACACCUGUGGUCCCCACUUGUGGCUCCUUGUCAGGAUGCAUGCUGUCCCCUCACUGGGACACCCAGUGUCCCCAGCCCCAGGGACAUCAUUUAAUCCCAUUUAAAAGUCCCGUGAGAGCUCAUUCCAUGGCACCCCUGGGGUGUGGGCUGAUGCUGAGCCCUGUGUGCACUUCUUGGACUCCUCAUCCAUGUCCUCUGGGAUAUCUGAGGUCCCCUGGGCUGGACCCAUGGAAGUGGCAGUGCCCCAUCAUCUGAGUGAGGGGACUGAUGAAGGGGGAUGAGGGAUACUUGGGUGCCCCUGCUCACCCUGAGUGUUUUGGCUCCGCUCCUGCAGGACUGAGCCCAGCCCCUGGCAAGGCACUGAGCCCUGUACUGCUGUGCAAGGUGUGCGGGGACACCAGCAGUGGGAAGCACUACGGCAUCUAUGCCUGCAAUGGCUGCAGUGGCUUCUUCAAGCGCAGCGUCCGCAGGAAGCUCAUCUACAGGUGCCAGGCAGGGACGGGGCUGUGCCCAGUGGACAAGGCACACCGCAACCAGUGCCAGGCAUGCCGGCUCAAGAAGUGCCUGCAAGCCGGCAUGAACAAGGAUGCUGUGCAGAACGAGCGCCAGCCCCGGAGCACAGCCCAGGUCCGGCUAGACAGCAUUGAGCUGGACGCCGAGCUGCCCCCUGAGCACGUGGCUGCCACGCGUGAUGUCCCCCCGGUUCCCUGCCCGGCCCCCCGUGGCCAUGGGGCUACUGCUGCCACCGCUGCCGUCCCCCGCACGCCCACACCACCCACCAACCACCGCUUCAUGGCCAGCCUGAUGACGGCCGAGACCUGCGCCAAGCUGGAGCCCGAAGACGUUGAUGAGACAGUGGAUGUGACGGGUGGUGAGCCCGAGCGGGCGGGCGGUGAGUACCAGGUGGCCCCGUACCCAGCAGCUGGUCCUGAAAACGUCUACGAGACCUCAGCACGCCUUCUCUUCAUGGCUGUCAAGUGGGCAAAGAACCUGCCUGUCUUCUCCAAUCUGCCCUUCCGGGACCAGGUGAUCCUGCUGGAGGAGGCGUGGAGCGAGCUGUUCCUGCUCUGUGCCAUCCAGUGGUCCAUGCCCCUGGAGAGCUGCCCGCUGCUGGCCGUCCCCGAGCCAUCCCCUGGCAAGCUGCUGCCAGCCGCCGUGGACGUGCGGGCGCUGCAGGAGACCCUGGGGCGCUUCAAGGCAUUGGCUGUCGAUCCCACCGAAUUUGCCUGCAUGAAGGCUGUGGUGCUCUUCAAGCCAGAGACUCGCGGCCUGAAGGACCCCGAGCAGGUGGAGAACCUGCAGGACCAGUCGCAGGUGAUGCUGGGCCAGCACAACCGCUCCCACUACCCCGGGCAGCCCGUCAGGUUUGGGAAGCUGCUGCUGCUUCUGCCAGCCCUGCGCUUCCUCUCCUCCGAGCGCGUCGAGCUGCUCUUCUUCCGCCGUACCAUUGGCAACACCCCCAUGGAGAAGCUGCUCUGCGACAUGUUCAAGAACUGACCCCCUCCCCGCUGUCACCUGGCUGCUGCUCGGUGGCUUUUGGGAUACCCUGCACUGUUUGUCCCCCUGUGCUGGCACUCUGUCACCCCCUGCUCUCCUUGGGGCGUGGAUGUCCCCAGGCCAGCAGCCAAGUCCUUGGGGUGCUCCCAAGUGGUGCAGGAGGGUGGGUGGCAGGGGGACAUCUCCAGGGUGGCACCGAGAGGACCAGGGUGGGCACCUCAAUGGGUGCCACUGUCCCCAACCAAACCCUGAGCAUCCCCUGCACACGGUGCCAGCAGCGCCCCAACGCAGGGACACGACACCAGCCUGGGGGUGGCACUGGGGGGGGACCUGUGGGGACAGAGCUGUGUUCUCCCAUCCCAGGGGGCUUGCAGCCAGCCCCCCUAUUUUGUACUCCAAAUAAAGAGGGCUUUUGCAGACA